Molecule: messenger RNA, 2223 nt
Organism: Saprolegnia diclina VS20
Lineage: Eukaryota; Oomycota; Saprolegniomycetes; Saprolegniales; Saprolegniaceae
Exons: 2
Coding region: 1-2223 (740 amino acids)
Source: RefSeq, a predicted model, not a curated record
AUGACGGGCAUUGCGUGCCUCGUCUUAUUGGCCGCGACGGUGUCGACGCGCCGCAUUCAUGACCUCGAUUUGCUCUCGUACCACCGCGUUGCGAGUGCGACGUGGGUGGGUCGCCCACUGCUCUUUCUACGGGGGGCGACCGCGCUCAUCGUGCUUGGCACCGCCCCUCUCUCGUUUGUCUCGACCAAUGGUAUCUCUCACUUUGUCUCGACGCCGCGGUCGAUGUUGGAUGUGAUGGUGCUCGCGGGCGAGGCAAAUUGGGUCUCAUAUGUGCUGGUGGAUUUCCUCUUGCCACUGCUGGGGCGCCGGGCACGCUGGUAUGCGCCCCUUGGCGCUGCCAUCUCGUGGCUGGCCACCAUUCUCUUGGAGAUAUGUUGGCCGUUUGAAGCGAUUGUGACGGUGCAGCAGUCGUGCACUGUGGUGAUGCUCGGCCUCGAUGCGCGCUGUUCGGGGGGCAGCGUCCAAAUCGGGAGUCUGCACCGACUGUACCUGAUUUGCAGCCUCCAAUUUGCGUCAUUGGCCCUCGCCGCGCUCAUCGUGCGGCUGUGGCUCAUGACCAACGAAGUGCGAGACCGUGGCAGCGAUCUCUUGCCGGCCUCCGCCCAGGUCUUUCUAAGUGCGAGUCAACGCCCCACGUGGUUUCGCGACCCGACAACGACGCUCAUGGCCGGUAUUCUGCCGUUCGGACGACGCCACUUUCAUGUCAACCUCUGGCAAUUCGUGCGGCCUUCGCUGUGGCCGUCGUUAGGGACGCACGCGACAGGCCCCGAGACGCCAUCGCUCUCGAAAGCGUGGCACGUCAAGCCGCGGACACUGCUGGGUAUCGUGUACGUACUCUCGACAGUCAUUGGCAGCCUCUUUUACAUUUAUGUCUCGACGGACGCCAUGACCAACGACUUUUGGUGGGCCUCGUUCAACACGUCGGGCCACGGCACCUUUCUCGCAACCCUCUUCACGCAGCAGCUCCAGACCACAUUUUCGAUCCCACAUCUGGAUCUGACCAGACUCGACUGGAGCGACAACUCGAACCGGUACAAUACGUCGGCCACGUCGUUCUCGGUCCCGAUGCUGUACGCGUCCAUGGUCCAGAACGAAGUCAACACGCUCCAAGCGGUCAUUGACGGUCUCCGCCGCAUGGACGGGUGUCUCUUGCCGUGGAUCGCGACGACCUACUGCUACGUCGACUUGAACCGAACGUGGGAGCUGGCCGUGUCAUCGUACCGCCAGUCGGUUUGUGAUAUGGCCAACGGCGCUGUGUAUUUAGAGCCGAUCCUGCGCAACGGCAACCAAGGAGAUCUCGAGAAAUGUUGGGGUGCGUCACUGACAAUCGGUGUCUUUGACUAUCUCGAGACCACACAGUACGGUCAGAUGUGGCGUCAGUCGCUCCGCCGCCCUCCUCUUUCGAUUGCCGACGAAGCCAUCUACUGGCAAACGCACGGUCUUCGCUUCUACGAGACCCAGUGGCAAAACUACAAGUCGCUUGGCGUCAUCGAAACGUACUCGGUGGCCAACGCGCUGGGCUUUGCGUAUCCUCUCACAAUCAAGUCGUCCAACGGGUCGCUGCACACGACGCAGCAGACGUCGUUCAAGAUGCAAUGGCCGCUCGCGAGUCUGCUCUGGGCAAUCACAGUCAACAGUAGUGGUCUUUCUGGGAGCAGUCUAGUGCGUCAGAGCCCUCGAUUUGCGUUUGCCAAUCGCACGAUCGCGUCGGUCUUGGCCAGAAACGGGUCCCUGACUUACCCUCUGGACAUUGCCUUUGACAUCGUCGAGCGGACGCUUGGCCCCUUCGGUACUAUCUCGAUGCGCCGCGUGGCGUAUCCGGACGUGCUCGUCAACUGGAGUCGGUCGCUCACAGCCCGUUUCAGCGCCGAUAUGGUGCUCGCGAGCGGCGAGUUUGCUUCUGCUUUCGAGUCCAUUGGCGGUGGUCUUAUCGACCUGAGCAUGGCGCCAGCAGCCUGGGGCGUGAACGGGCAUGUCGGCGGGGACCUUCUCUGUCCGACGCAACCGCCGUCCGAAAGCGUAUGCAUGUUCUACACCAAUCAAGGCGCUUGCUCGGUCAACAUGGAGGACACGCUGAGCGUCGACGCGGUCAUGGGCUGUAUCGCGCUCUUGGCAGUCGGGCCGGACGUCAACGUCACACGCUCGUGUGAUGAGAUGACGCUGGCGGCGUCGACGCCGUGUCGCACGUUUUUGGAGGCGACCACCGUCUGCCCCUCGUACUGA